AAGAGCGGCAGUUGCAUUUUGGACCCAGUGCGAGGUGGGUGCGCGUUCCCGCCGCUCCCGCCGCCCGUCUGUGAAAGUUCGAACUCUUGGUCUUACACGCCUUGAGGAGGAAGAUAUAAAUUACUAUUGACCUGUUGCUUACCUGUUCUGCCCCGUGUCGCGAAGAACCGUAUCCCUAAAAAUAACAAACAAACACGUAUAGAAAUGAAAAAGAGGAAGAAAUAAGAAGCGAGUGACAGAACUGAACGAAAGAAAAAAUAAAGGUAGAAAAAAAGAACACUCCUUGAUUAUUUAAAUACAGGUUGAAAAUUGAUACGGGAAUUGAUAGUUUGUGUGACGGGAAAAAAAAGUGAUAGAAAGAUUUUACGGAAUAAGUGAAUUGAGAGAGAGAGAGAGAGAGAGAGAGAGAGAGAGAGAGAGAGAGAGAGAGAGAGUGCGCACGCCAAACUUCGACGGUCGGAAUAAGAAAAAACAAAGAAGGAAGAAAUAAGGAAGAAAAAGCAUAUCAAGAAGAAAGAAAAUGGAGGAGCGACUCGACUCAUGAAGAUGAUGCUUAGAAGAGGAGAGAAGAGGAAGGAGGAGGAGGAGGAGGGGAGGAGGGAUGGAGGGGUGAUGGUGGAGCAGCGUUGAUGUGACACCCCCCACAACACCCCCAACACACCACCACCGCCACCACCCAUCAGCACACCUCUCCUAUACUCCUCCCAUACUCCACCACAAUGACCACCACCUCCACCACCUCCAUCCUCUCCUCCCCCCUCCACUCCUCCGCCUCCACCUCCGCCGCUGCUAAUGACCCCUACGUGGAGAUUGAGCAAUACCUACGACGAGCUGAGGAGGAGAUCAGCGCCGUCUUCGGGGAUGGUGAGGUGACAGGUGACGGUCCGCCACGCCCACGACCGCCCACCCGCCCACCCCAGCCAGACAGUUCCACCGCUCUCCCCAAGCCCCGCCUUGCGCGGCGCCAGAGCUGUGCCCCGCCCGUGCCGCCUCGCCGCCGCACGCCCAGCGUCAGGAAGCCCCGUCGAGCCUCGGCACCCGCCCUGCCCCACGCCUACGAUGGCGCCGCGUCGCCCCGGCAGCCCCGCACCGACCCCCACCUGCAGGCGUGGUCCCGCGGCCUGCUGAGGGACUUCCGCCGCCUCGUGGACCAGGAGCUGCGAGCCCUGGGCGGGGCUGUGCCUGAGGCCGCCAACGGGACCCCCGACGCCUCCACGCCGGACGGCCGGAGCGCUGAGGAGGAAGAAGAGGAGGAAAGUGCGGCGGAAGGGGAGGAGGCGCGGAGCGAAGAUGCCGGUGCGGCGGGGCGGCCAGUGAGGCGGGCCGCCGGCCGAGUCAUGGGCGCCACGCAGAGCAACGAGCGCUCGGUACCGUGGGCGGGGGACCCCAGGACGUACACGCUGCCGCGGACGGGCGGGCGGCGCAGCGUGAGUGUGAGCGGCACGGUGGCGGACGUGGUGUUCCGCACCUCCGCGGGGCACCCCGACGCCCCCGACCCCGCGUGUCGCCUGCUGCGGAUCAACCCGCGCCUGUCGCGAUCCCACUCCCUGGAUGAGUCGUGUCCCCUCAGCCCCUGGGCGAUGCACCACCUCGCCCUCAUCGACGCCGCCCACACCAGCCCGCCGCCCACGCCCGCCCACACUAACAACAACAAGGCCAAGAAGCGCGCUACGAUGGGUGCCGCCCAGCCCGAGGCUACGCCCUCGGCCCCCGCCACCCCUGCCUCCGGGGCGGCGCGGCAAAAGCUGAUCAGGAAGACGGGCCGCCCGGAGCUGUUCAACGAGCAAUGGCGGCCACCGACCAACGGUUGGCCGGAGCCCCCGCCCUCUCCCAGGGGACCGCCGCCCCCCAGCCCCGCCGUACCCAUCACCAAUCCAGCGGCCUCAGCCUUCACGCCGGAAGAUUUGCGUAAGGGCGUGAGCGAAUCCUGGGCGUGGGCAGACGAGGACGACGCCUGCAGCCUGACCGACCGACCUUGUGACUCCAAGGAUUGUCCGCACUGCCGGGCGAAGGGCGGCGGCCAGCGAGCCACUCUCCCUCGCCUGCUAGUGGAUCCCCCCCACGAGACCGAUGGCAGCGUGUCUGACGACCCGACGGGGGCGACGGAGGAGCGACAGCGGCAGGAGCGGCGCAGCGAACCUGCACUAGCGGGAACGACGUCCCCGGAGGAGCUUGACGGGCGCCGCCACACCCUGCCGACGCAACGCUCUGGCGGCGCCUCGCGGCUCAUCGUGCCGCCGCCCGUCUUCAGCACUUCGUCUUGGGAGGCGUUGCCGCCCGCGGACGAGCUGGAGGUGGAGCUUGAAGAAAAGACAAUCACGGAGGCCCUGUCGUUGCCCCCCGCACCCCCCACACCCACCGCGUUCCCUGCACCCCCCAGCCCCUCCUCCUCACACUCCCUCAACUCGUCCCUCUCGUCCCUGUCACACCUUAGCGUCCACCGAGACCACUCCGAGUAUGGCUCGUGGCCCCCCUCCCCGGCCACCGACCCCGCCCUCUGCCCAGAAGUCUUCUUCCUGCCGGGCUUCACGCCUUCCCCGCUGCCCCCCGCCCCGCCCUCCCCGCUGCCUCCCCCACCCCCCUCUCCCAUCGCCAUCUCAAGCCUGGAAGCGGAGCAGCCAAUCCAAUCCGUGACCGCGUCUCAGCCGCCGCCGAUCAUGGGCACGCUGCUCGUGGCGCCGCCCACCCCGCAGGGUACCGCCGGGGACAUCAUCUUCUCCGUCACCAUCCCGCCUGCGCCGCCCAGCCCUCCCGCCACCCCCCGCGAAGGUGAGGCCAGCGAGGCGCGGGACAGUACCAGCGGCGGCACGCCCCACACGAACGACUCACCAGACGGCGGGCAGGACACGUCCUGGGCCGCCACGCCGGAGCACUUCGCCGUGAACGGACUGGAUGACCCUCCCCCUCCUGCCCCCGAAGAGGGGUGGAAACCCUCCGCGCCCCGCCGCCCCGCCCUGCCCGUCAGACAACGCAGCUUUUCGCUGGACGAAAGACGAACGCCGACCCGACCCCGCUCGAGUGCCACCCCCCCCGAGCUGGAGACAUUCCCAACGGACCCUCUGGAGGACUUCCUGCGCGCCGUGGAGUCCCGCAUCCCGAGGAGCAGCCUGCCCGCCACCCCGCCUCCGCCCAUCCCCCUGGCCUCGCCGCCCUCCACCCCGGCUUCCACGCCCUCCACCCAUGACGGCCCCUCUCCGCCCACCGUGGUGCUGGACGCCUUCACCCAGACCUCCCCCGCCGCCUCCCCGCCCUCCGCCUCCCGUGCCUCCUCCGACGCUUGGCUCAGUGAGUGUGGCUGCGACGACCACACCUCCCUCGAGCCCUGCCCCAACUCCCUCGCCCUCAGCGCCACGGAGGAUGACUACGAGGACGACGACGACGACGACGAUGACGAUGAUGACUGGUCUGCGGACGGCUCCGUGUCGUCCUCGUCGCCGCCGCACACCCCCGCCUCGCUGCCCCGGGACGACUCAUCGCUGUCCCUAUCUGAGUCGCUGGACACCUUGGACCUGAACGGCGAGUCCGGCAUCGGUACGGUGUCCACGCGACCCUCCGGCAGCCCGCGCCCCGCCCCCGCCCUGGACCUGUCGGGCUCCAACCUCUCCUCGGAGGACACGGGGCUCGAGAACAGCUUCGAGAGGCAGAUCCGCCGCUACAUCCCCGCGGAGGGCGGCAGCGGGCGAACCAGCGGUGAGGUGUACCGACGGCGGCGCCCUCGUCCCCGCGCCCCCGAGCAGUGGGUGAGACGCGAGAACCAGACCACACAGACGGACCCCGAGCCGCCCAUGCCCCUCCGCAGCCCCCAGGAGAGCUACAUAGAGUCCCUGGGGCGCGGGCGUGGCGGGCAUGAGGCGCGGGCCGUCAGGCACACCCACAGCGAACCGCGCCUGGACAUGACCAUGACCCCCGUGUCCGGCACCCUGAGGGACGUGUGUAGCGAGGCCGCCCUCCCGCCCCUGCCCAUGCACUCCCCCCGGCCCUCCCUCACGCCCUCAGCCCCCUUCCUGCCCACACUAACAGAGGACAAACCACCCAUCGCCCCCAACACGAGGAUCUCCCGCCCCCGCCACCUCUCCCUCGGCUCCUCGCCCCACCACCACCACCAUGGGAAGGCCUGCUCCGCCCCCGCCCUCGAGUCCCGCUGGCUGCCCCCCGCCCACCACACGCCCGCCACCACGCCCUCGGAAGAUUCGUCAGGAGAAACGCCGGUGCUGACGACCCGCGCUCAGUCCUCCAAGGAAUUAGCAGGUGAGUGACUUCAGAGGUGUUGA
Eriocheir sinensis (Chinese mitten crab) is the source of this 4271-nucleotide messenger RNA. Its product is annotated as nascent polypeptide-associated complex subunit alpha, muscle-specific form-like. The transcript is spliced from 7 exons. The record is from RefSeq and is a predicted model, not a curated record. NCBI's taxonomy places the organism in Eukaryota, Metazoa, Arthropoda, Malacostraca, Decapoda, Varunidae. The coding region runs from base 720 to 4256 and encodes 1178 amino acids.